UGGUAGUAGAGGCAGUUCCGGGGUGGUGCGUUGCAUUCCCAUACUUGGAUCUGCGUUGCUGCUGCUGCGUUUGUUUUCCCUCGCACAAGUUUCAGCCGAGAGGUAAACAUGUCUGGUCGCGGAAAGCAGGGCGGCAAAGUGCGGGCCAAGGCCAAGUCCCGGUCGUCCCGCGCGGGCCUACAGUUCCCGGUGGGCCGAGUACACAGACUGCUGCGCAAAGGUAACUACGCGGAGCGAGUAGGCGCGGGCGCGCCGGUGUACCUGGCGGCGGUGCUGGAGUACCUGACGGCAGAGAUCCUGGAGUUGGCCGGCAACGCUGCGCGGGACAACAAGAAGACCAGGAUUAUCCCUCGGCACCUGCAGCUCGCCAUCCGCAACGACGAGGAGCUAAACAAACUGCUGGGGAAAGUGACUAUCGCACAGGGCGGCGUCCUACCCAACAUCCAGGCUGUGCUGCUGCCGAAGAAGACGGAGAGUCAGAAGGCGAAGAGCAAGUGAGCCCGACGCCGCGUCGGGGAGCUCGCAGCAUUCUCAGCAAAGUCUCUUUUCACAGUCCCCCCGCAGUGUUUUUGAAUAUGGUCCGUGUCACCGAGGGCCGAAGCGAUCUGGUGGGGAGGUGGGCACUAGGGGCCCGCGGGGGCCGGGGGCCAAUAAAGUUGGUGAAAAUCGUA
Molecule: messenger RNA, 671 nt
Organism: Condylura cristata (star-nosed mole)
Lineage: Eukaryota; Metazoa; Chordata; Mammalia; Eulipotyphla; Talpidae
Product: histone H2A.J
Exons: 1
Coding region: 109-498 (129 amino acids)
Cellular component (GO): nucleosome
Molecular function (GO): structural constituent of chromatin; DNA binding; protein heterodimerization activity
Source: RefSeq, a predicted model, not a curated record